Mesitornis unicolor (brown roatelo) is the source of this 1518-nucleotide messenger RNA. RefSeq names its product SIX homeobox 4 (gene SIX4). Gene Ontology annotation, molecular function: RNA polymerase II cis-regulatory region sequence-specific DNA binding; DNA-binding transcription factor activity, RNA polymerase II-specific. NCBI's taxonomy places the organism in Eukaryota, Metazoa, Chordata, Aves, Mesitornithiformes, Mesitornithidae. The coding region runs from base 1 to 1518 and encodes 505 amino acids. The record is from RefSeq and is a predicted model, not a curated record. Gene Ontology annotation, cellular component: transcription regulator complex; nucleus. Gene Ontology annotation, biological process: regulation of transcription by RNA polymerase II. The transcript is spliced from 2 exons.
AUGCAAUGUCAUCUCUCCGUGUUUUCCCAUAGCGAGUCAGACGGCAACCCUAGCACAGAAGAUGAAUCCAGUAAGGGGCAGGAGGAUUUAUCUCCCCAUCCGCUCUCCAGCUCAUCCGACGGCGUUACCAGCCUCAGCCUUCCUGGCCACAUGGAGCCUGUCUACAUGCAGCAGCUCGGAAACACUAAAAUAGCCUUGAGCUCAUCUGGCGUCCUGUUGAAUGGAAACCUCGUGCCUGCCAGUACCUCUCCCGUCUUCCUCAAUGGUAGCUCUUUUCUUCAGGGUCCCAACGGUGUCAUUCUCAACGGACUCAGCGUGGGGGCUUCACAGACAGUUACCUUAAAUUCACCCAAAACCACAUCGAGCGUUGUGAGCAACGGAGUGUCCAUUACUGACAUACUGUCGCCUUCAUCAGAAGAUGUUAAGGACUUCAAACUCCUUCAGGCUUCGGUCCCCAGUGCCACGGCAGCCACCUUCAGCGCCAGCAACAUCCCGGUCUCAUUCCCAGGAUUGAUACCGAGCUCAGAGGUGAAAAGGGAAAGCAUACAAACUGCUGCUUCCCAAGAUGGAGGUUCCGUGGUUACUUUUACUGCUCCUGUCCAAAUAAACCAGUAUGGCAUUGUCCAGAUCCCCAGUUCAGGAACAAAUGGCCAGCUGCUGAAUGGAAGCAUCGGUUUUUCUUCUCUGCAGCUGCCUCCUGUUUCUGUGGCAGCUUCAGAAGGUAAUGUUACAGUAAAUGCCAGCACAUCUGAUGGAGGAACUUUUACGACCGAGACUUCGACAAUGCAGCAAGGAAAGGUUUUCUUCAGCCCCCUCGCUCCAAGUGCAGUUGUUUAUACAGUUCCCAAUUCGGGCCAGGCAGUAGGCUCUGUCAAGCAAGAAGGACUGGAAAGGAGCCUUGUGUUUUCUCAGUUGAUGCCAGUCAGUCAGAACACGCAACUCAAUGUAAACAUGUCUUCUGAAAAUAUAUCCAGCGGAGGACUCCAGUCUCUGGCUUCCUCGUUAGUGAAUGUAACACCCUCACAUAACUUUUCCCUCACGCCACCGACUCUUUUAAAUGCUGCAGAACUGAACUCUGGGAGCUCGGAGAGCCAGUCCAUGUCAUCGCCCGUGACCAGUACCUCUACUGUGAUAUCUAUCAGCAACGCUAACUAUGCAACCCUUCAGAACUGUUCCCUCAUUACCAGUCAAGAUCUCUUGUCCAUUUCUGCAGCGCAGCCCGCACUUGGAGAAAUAGUUUCAACGAGCGGAGACCGUGUCAGCCACCCCUCCGCACAGGUACAUCAAGAUUUUGUCAGAGAGCACAGGUUACUUCUGCAAGCCGUACCUGACAUCAAAGAGAAUUUCUUACCUACUUCUGAGAGUAAGUCAACUGGCAGUUUAAUGAUGCUGGAUUCGAAAUCCAAGUAUGUUAUGAGUAACAUGGUUGACACGGUUUGUGAAGAACUGGAAACAGACAAAAAAGAACUUGCCAAACUGCAGACAGUUCAGAUCGAUGAAGAUAUGCAAGACUUAUAA